CCCGCCCCCGGCCGCUGACUGACAUGGGGGGUGGUCGGAGGGGUCCGCCCAAAGGCUUGCAGGGUCCUGUCAGGGCUACUGAAAUGUGGGGUGGAGGGGAGGACUGGUAUUUCCCCUCUCAGCUCUUGCAAUAGCAGGUGUUUAUAAACAUUUGUGUGAAGCAAGAAGAGGCAAGAUGACAUCUACAAAACUAAAGAUGAGUAAGAACAAGGAUGACGCUCCCCAUGAGCUGGAAAGCCAGUUUAUUCUGCGGCUGCCUCCGGAAUAUGCCUCCACUGUGAGGAGGGCAGUACAAUCUGGAAGUGUCAACCUGAAGGAUAGACUUACUAUCGAAUUACACCCGGAUGGGCGUCAUGGGAUUGUCCGUGUAGAUCGCGUCCCAUUAGCUGCCAAGCUGGUGGACCUGCCCUGCAUCACCGAGAGCUUAAAAACCAUAGAUAAGAAAACAUUCUAUAAGACAGCGGAUAUUUGUCAGAUGCUCGUGUGUACUGUGGACGGUGAUCUCUACCCUCCUCUGGAAGAGCCAGCUGUGAGUACUGACCCCAAGGCAAACAAGAAAAAGGACAAGGACAGAGAGAAGAAAUUCAUCUGGAACCAUGGCAUUACUCUUCCUCUGAAGAAUGUAAGGAAGAGGCGGUUCAGGAAAACCGCUAAGAAGAAGGCCCAGUACAUUGAGUCUCCAGACGUGGAAAAGGAGGUGAAGCGUCUGCUGAGUACAGAUGCUGAAGCUGUCAGUGUCCGCUGGGAAGUUAUUGCUGAAGAUGAAACAAAGGAAGCAGACAACCAUGGUUCACUCACCGGCUUGGACAUCUCCUCUCCUGGGAUGUCUGGACACAAGCAAGGCCAUGGCUCAUCGGAACAUGAUGAGUUGCGGGAGAUAUUUAAUGACAUCAGCAGCAGCAGCGAAGAUGAAGAUGAGAGAGAUCAUCAUGAUGAUGAAGAUUUGAAUAUCAUGGACACAGAAGAAGACUUGGAGAGGCAACUUCAGGACAAACUGAAUGAAUCUGAUGGGCAGCAGCAGGAGAACGAGGGAACAAACCAGAUAGCCAUGGGGAUCCAAAAGCAGAUUGACAACCUGAAGGGUAAACUCCAGGAGACCCAGGAACGGAGAAAGCGCCAGGAAGAUCUCAUCAUGAAAGUAGAGAAUCUUGCUCUCAAGACCCGUCUCCAGGCUGUGCUGGAUGAAUUCAAACAGCAGGAAGACCGAGAGAAGCAGCAGCUCACCUCUCUGCAAGAACAACUGGAAUCCCUUAUGGAGAAGUGAGGAGGGCUUUUGAUCAGGGCAGAAGCUGUACCCGCCAAGCGGGCAUAGUGCUGAGAUGGAUGCUUCACCCAUGGGUUCUGGAGCCAUCCUCUGUGCUGAAGACCUGACGUUACUGCCACGACCUCACUGCCUAUAAGCCUACUCCUGUUAAUGUUGGAACUCUAUAUUCUCCUGGACACUGUUUCUAGAGCUGCUGGCUGAUGUUCCUUGUGCUGGACAGUGUAGCCCAAACCAUUAACCUUUGAAGAAAGAAAGGCACUAAUCUGGAGUUGGUCCUCUGAGAGCAGCAGAAACACAUGGGUAGUGGUUUAGUUGCACCACUGGGGGAGAUAGUUCCUUGACUAGUUUGACCCAUCUUUCUCUAAGUGGAAAUCAUUCAUACCUUGGAAAACUCCUUCAAAGGCACUUUGCUUCCCGACAGGCUAAUCCACAGCCCUGUCGCUCUGGGUCACCUUAGCUCAUGGUGCCAGAAAGCUGUGCUGAGCAAAGGGCAGGAUUAACCCCCCCAUGCACUGCGCAGGCCUGGAGGAGCAGAACCAGGUCAGGGCAUCACCUGGUUGUUGCUAUCAUCUGAACCUGCAAACCAGCAUUCUCUGAGGGGGACAUCUGCUUCCUUAACAGACUUUCUGACAGGGGUCUGCAGUGGUGGGAGUUUGUGCCCAUGCUUGGGGAACAUCUCCUUGAACAAAACUAGAAUGAAUAAAGUGUGUAUGUUUCCAA
Molecule: messenger RNA, 1984 nt
Organism: Caretta caretta (loggerhead turtle)
Lineage: Eukaryota; Metazoa; Chordata; Testudines; Cheloniidae
Source: RefSeq, a predicted model, not a curated record